Prunus avium (sweet cherry) is the source of this 3514-nucleotide messenger RNA. Its product is annotated as elongation factor Ts (DUF810). The record is from RefSeq and is a predicted model, not a curated record. NCBI's taxonomy places the organism in Eukaryota, Viridiplantae, Streptophyta, Magnoliopsida, Rosales, Rosaceae.
GUGAGUAUGUAUAACUAUAAACUAAAGUCCAAUCCUUGGACUUCAUCUCUCUCCUCCUUCUCUGUAUCUUCUUCAACAAUGGCUCAUCUCUUCAGAGACCUCUCACUGGGCCAUUCUAAGAGAGGGACCACAGCCACCGCCACAUCCACCACACCCCCCAAAACACUCAGCAUACCCACCAAACCCAUCACCGCAAUGGCCACCGAUCUCCCCUCCCCACUCGGCCAGCUCUCUGCCCAACUCACUGACUCGGACCUCCGACUCACCGCCUACGAGAUCUUCGUAGCCGCCUGCCGCACAUCCACCGGAAAGGCCCUGACUUUCACGUCGUCUUCCGCUUCUUCUCACUUGGACUCACCGACACAGCACGCCAACUCGCCCAACGGCUCGCCGGCGUUGCAGAGAUCGCUCACUUCCGCAGCUGCCAGCAAGAUGAAGAAGGCAUUGGGUCUCAAAUCGCCGGGUUCGGGCUCCAAGAAGAGUCCUGGGUCCGGUGGGUCCGGGUCGGGACCUGGAAAGCCCAAGCGGGUUAUGACGGUGGGUGAGCUGAUGAGGAUCCAAAUGGGGAUUUCUGACGCUAUGGACUCUCGAGUCAGGAGAGCUCUGCUUAGGAUUUCUGCUGCUCAGGUAGGAAGGCGAAUUGAGUCAGUGGUAGUCCCACUGGAGCUCUUACAGCAGCUCAAGUCCUCUGAUUUUACUGAUCAACAAGAAUACGAUGCAUGGCGGAAAAGAACCCUCAAAAUUCUUGAGGCCGGUCUCCUUUUGCAUCCCCACUUGCCACUCGACAAGUCGAAUAAUACUGCACAGCGACUGCGGCAAAUUAUUCAUGGGGCAUUGGACAGGCCCUUUGAAACUGGGAUAAAUAAUGAGACUAUGCAGGUUCUUCGUAGUGCUGUUACAACUCUUGCUUCCAGGUCAUCUGAUGGUCUCUAUGAUUCAUCCCACUGGGCAGACGGGUUACCAUUGAAUCUCCGGCUUUAUGAAAGGCUUCUAGAAGCCUGCUUUGAUCUUCACGAUGAAACAUCUGUAAUAGACGAAGUUGACGAGCUGAUGGAGCACAUUAAGAAGACCUGGACAAUCCUUGGAAUGAACCAGAUGCUCCACAACCUUUGCUUUACCUGGGUGUUAUUUCACCGCUUUGUGGCAACUGGCCAAGUUGAACUCGACCUGUUAUAUGCUGCUGAUAGUCAGCUAGCCGAGGUUGCUAAAGAUUCAAAGGCAACAAAGGAUCCUGAAUACUGCAAGAUCUUGAGUUCGACAUUGACUUCAAUAUUGGGUUGGGCAGAGAAGAGACUCCUUGCAUAUCAUGACACUUUUGAUAGCAGUAACAUUGAUACCAUGCAGGCCAUUGUUUCGCUGGGGGUAGUAGCAGCUAAGAUUUUAAUUGAAGAUAUAUCGAAUGAGUAUCGUAGGAGGAGGAAAAGUGAAGUUGAUGUUGCUCGCAACAGGAUUGACACUUACAUUAGGUCAUCAUUACGCACUGCUUUUGCUCAGAGAAUGGAAAAGGCAGACUCAAGCAGGAGAGCAUCAAGACACCAGCCAAAUCCCCUUCCCGUUCUUGCCAUCCUUGCAAAGGACGUUGGUGAGCUGGCAGUUAAGGAGAAGCAGGUGUUCAGUCCCAUACUGAAGAGAUGGCAUCCUUUUGCGGCUGGAGUGGCUGUGGCAACCCUUCAUGCUUGCUAUGCGAAUGAGAUUAAACAAUUCAUAUCGGGUAUAACGGAGUUGACACCAGAUGCUGUACAAGUUUUAAGAGCUGCAGAUAAGCUGGAGAAAGAUCUUGUGCUGAUAGCGGUUGAAGAUUCUGUAGAUAGUGAUGAUGGUGGCAAGGCAAUAAUUCGGGAAAUGCCCCCUUAUGAGGCUGAAGCUGCAAUUGCAAAUCUGGUAAAAGUGUGGAUCAAGACUAGAGUGGACAGAAUGAAAGAAUGGGUUGAUAGGAAUCUGCAACAAGAGGUAUGGAACCCACAAGUAAAUGAAGAAGGCUAUGCUCCAUCUGCUGUUGAAGUUUUGCGAAUUUUAGAUGAAACUCUGGACGCGUUCUUUCAGUUGCCAAUACCAAUGCAUCCUGCAUUGCUUCCUGACUUGAUGGUUGGCCUCGACAGAUGUCUUCAAUACUACGUAACCAAAGCAAAAUCUGGAUGUGGAUCACGUAAUACAUUUGUUCCCACUAUGCCAGCAUUGACCAGAUGCACUAUGGGAUCAAAGUUCCAAGGCUUUGGCAAAAAGAAAGAAAAAUCGCCAAAUCCUCAGAAGAGGAACUCUCAGGUUGCAACACUCAAUGGGGAUAACUCCUUUGGAAUACCACAGCUCUGUGUUCGCAUAAACACAUUGCAAAGAAUCCGGAGUGAGUUGGAGGUUUUGGAGAAACGUACUGUUACUCAUCUAAGGAAUUCUGAAUCUGCUCAUGUAGAAGACUUCUCGAAUGGAUUGGGGAAAAAGUUUGAACUCACACCAGCGGCUUGUGUGGAAGCAAUCCAACAGCUUUGUGAGGCAGUGGCUUAUAAAAUGAUUUUCCAUGACCUAAGUCAUGUCCUGUGGGAUGGCCUGUAUGUUGGGGAAGCAUCAUCUUCUAGAAUAGAGCCUUUUCUUGACGAACUGGAAAAGAACUUACUUAUCAUAUCAAACACUGUGCAUGAAAGAGUUCGUACACGGAUUAUUACUGACAUAAUGAGAGCUUCCUUUGAUGGUUUUUUGUUGGUUCUGCUUGCUGGAGGCCCCUCCCGUGCAUUCGCCCGGCAAGAUUCGCAAAUAAUAGAGGACGAUUUCAAAUCCCUUAAAGACCUAUUCUGGGCCAAUGGAGAUGGCUUGCCUUCAGAGCUGAUCGAUAAGUUUUCAACUACAGUGAGAGGUGUGCUUCCCCUUUUCAGAACUGAUACUGAGAGCCUUGUUGAACGGUUUAGACGUGUGACCUUGGAGUCGUAUGGCUCUUCUGCCAGGUCCAGACUCCCAUUGCCCCCAACUUCUGGCCAGUGGAACCCAACCGAACCAAACACACUCCUACGCGUGUUGUGCUACAGGAAUGAUGAAGCAGCUACCAAGUUUCUUAAGAAGACUUACAAUUUGCCUAAGAAACUCUAAAAUUUCCUUGGGGGAUGGUGCAUGGCAAGGGCUUGCAGAAAAUUGUUAUAGGCAUCGACAGUGCUUGUAUUUAGUGUACGGAGCGAUGAUCACUGUGCCGAGAUGCUUCCAAUUUCUUGCAUUUGUGAGCAGAGGGGGAAGAGGCGUUUGCCGCCUUAGGCAGUGGCAGUGAUCUUGUAUAGUAAAUUCUUGAGUGUUUGGUAUAUUCCAGCAGUUUGCUAAUACUAGGACACGAAGUUUGGAGCAGAUGGGUUUAAAAGGAGGCAGACUUCUACAGGUCGAAUAUUCUUUUUUUCUUCAUUCAUUUUCGUCGUUUAGAGGCUAUAAAAUCCAAUUGAUGUAUUCUUUUUCUUUUUUAAUGCUCUACUGCACAGCAAUUAUUUUUUGUAUUUUUUAGCUUUAUGUUUAAACGACCGAUGUUAUAUAUUUGUCAGUUUCC